This is a messenger RNA of Haliotis rufescens (red abalone), 921 nucleotides long. Its product is annotated as cyanophycinase-like. Lineage: Eukaryota; Metazoa; Mollusca; Gastropoda; Lepetellida; Haliotidae. The transcript is spliced from 4 exons. The record is from RefSeq and is a predicted model, not a curated record. The coding region runs from base 180 to 908 and encodes 242 amino acids.
UCAGAUUCGAUUGUUUUCACCGACGUCCAUGGCGUUAAAGUAAUUGACUUACCAAUUGUAGUUUUCUUCUGGCUGGCAACGUUCCCUCCCCAGCGUUGCAGGCCAUCAAGGACCGGUGGGACCUCGGGGCCGUCGUAGCAGGCUCUAGUGCCGGGACAGCUUGUCUCUCCUCCGCCGUCAUGGUAACAGGCGGCGUUAGUUGGAAUGCCCUGACGUACGGGGCCCACGAGACGUCCUCUGACCGAAACGUUCUUACAUACAGGCAACAUGGAGGAAUCGGUAUAUACGAUGGAUAUAUACUGGAUACACAUUUCGGAUCCCGUGGACGUGAAGGACGCCUUAUACGGCUUUUGUCUGACACACAACAUCUACCUCAUGGUGUCCUCUACGGCAUCGGAGUCGACCCAAACACUGCCCUCGUCGUCACAGAAGCCGGAACAAGUAACGAGAGAGGGGAGGUCGUCGGUACACAUGGAGUCUCUUUGGUAGACGUAUCCAAAUCAUACGUUGACCCCUUCCAUACGUACUUCGACAUUCGUAACGUGUACAUGUCCUACUUGACAGCCGGAGACACAAUAAGCCUGGUGUCGCACAACGUCUCUGUCUCAUCGACCAAAACACUGCUGACUGGAAACGAGUCUCACACCCACGCCGUCACCUCCAGUGAUAUAUUCUACGGUGAGAGCAGCCCUACGAAGAAAACCGAGUUUCUCCGAGUGGCGGCGAGCAUUGUCGACGCGAGAAAAGACUUGUAUUCGUACGGAGACACUAACGAAAAACACCCCCGUUUCCGAGUGACGAUGUCGAAGACGGGAACACAUACAGAGAGUUGGGUUGAACGACGUGGAACUUUCAACUCCGAUAUAAUUUCUUAUAAGAAUAUGUAUCUCGAAAUUAAUGCUAAUUAAAGAUAAAAUAAUG